Molecule: messenger RNA, 1934 nt
Organism: Pseudocercospora fijiensis CIRAD86
Lineage: Eukaryota; Fungi; Ascomycota; Dothideomycetes; Mycosphaerellales; Mycosphaerellaceae
Exons: 3
Coding region: 180-1790 (536 amino acids)
Biological process (GO): carboxylic acid metabolic process
Molecular function (GO): isocitrate lyase activity
Source: RefSeq, a predicted model, not a curated record
CGUGAUGCCCCAUCUUUAAUCCUCUCCCCUCUUCAAACACGGACUUCUCCCCUUGAUUGACAAGGACAUUGCUGUCUGAAAACUACCACUAACAUCCCUGACCUCUCGACACGCUGGCGGACACAUUGAAAAGCAUUGCCUCGAGCAUAUUGUCUGUCCUUCCCCAGCUCCCUUCCACCAUGUCUAGCGAUGCGGAACAGCAGCACUUUGAGGAAGAGGUGAAAGAGCUGAAGCAGUGGUGGAAUGAUUCCAGAUGGCGCUACACCCGCAGACCAUAUACUGCCGAGUCGAUCGUCUCGAAGCGUGGAAGCAUCAAGAUUGAAUACCCAAGUAAUCAGAUAUCGAAAAAGCUAUGGCGUAUUGUGGAGCAAAGAUUCCAGAACAAAGAUGCUUCCUUCACAUUCGGCUGUCUUGAUCCAGUCAUGGUCACGCAGAUGGCCAAGUACUUGGACACUGUCUACGUUUCCGGCUGGCAAUCAUCGAGCACUGCAUCCAGCUCCAACGAGCCAGGUCCAGAUCUUGCCGAUUACCCGUACACAACUGUUCCAAACAAGGUCGAGCAUCUGUUCAUGGCCCAACUUUUCCACGAUCGCAAGCAGCGCGAAGAACGCCUCAGCACCCCAGCUAGUGAACGAUCGAAGCUCACCAACACUGACUUUUUGCGUCCAAUCAUCGCUGAUGCCGAUACGGGACACGGUGGUCUGACUGCAGUCAUGAAACUGACCAAACUGUUCGUGGAGAAGGGUGCUGCUGGCAUUCAUAUCGAGGAUCAAAUGCCAGGGACCAAGAAGUGUGGACACAUGGCUGGAAAGGUGCUUGUUCCUGUAAAUGAGCACAUCAACAGACUGGUCGCCAUCCGCGCUCAGGCCGACAUCAUGGGCGUCGACCUCCUCGCCGUGGCCAGAACUGACUCCGAAGCCGCAACUCUGAUCACCAGCACCAUCGACUCUCGGGAUCAUGCCUACAUUCUCGGAGCCACAAACCCAGCUCUCCAACCACUAAACGACCUCAUGGUUGCCGCCGAGCAAGCGGGAAAAUUCGGUCCAGAACUGCAAGCUGUCGAAGACGCAUGGAAUGCUCAAGCUGGUCUCAAACUCUUCCACCAAGCCGUCGCCGACACCAUCAACGCAGGCGUUCACGUCAACAAGCAAGGUCUCAUCGACGAAUUCAACAAGCAAGCAAAAGGCAAAAGCAAUUCCGAAGCUCGCGCCAUCGCCAAGGGCCUCACUGGCGUAGACGUCCACUUCGACUGGGAUUCUCCACGCACACGCGAAGGCUACUACCGCUACCAAGGCGGCACUCAAUGCGCCGUGAUGCGUGCAUGCGCUUAUGCUCCAUACGCCGACAUGAUCUGGAUGGAAAGUAAACUCCCCGACUACGCUCAAGCCAAAGAAUUCGCCGAUGGUGUCCACGCCGUCUGGCCCGAACAAAAACUAGCCUACAACCUCUCCCCCUCCUUCAACUGGAAAACCGCCAUGUCGGCUUCCGACCAAGAAACCUACAUCACCCGCCUCGGCGCACUGGGGUACUGCUGGCAAUUCAUCACGUUGGCAGGCCUCCACUCCACCGCGCUCAUCUCCGAUCGCUUCUCCAAAAAUUUCGCAUCGAGAGGCAUGCGCGCCUACGGAGAAAUCGUGCAAGAGCCGGAAAUCGAGGAAGGAGUGGAGGUGGUCAAACAUCAGAAGUGGAGUGGGGCGAAUUAUGUCGAUGGGUUGUUGCAGAUGGUGCAAGGGGGGAUAGCGAGUACGAGUGCGAUGGGGAAGGGGGUGACGGAGGAGCAGUUUAAGUAAGAGGAGAGUAGAGAUUUCUACGGAGAGAAAAUGUAUAUAGGUGUGUCUGUGUGUGUGUAGUGCUAGAAGAAAAAAAUUUUUGGUAUGGGGGUGUAUACGAAUAACUUAGUAGGAGGACAUAACUUCUUCUUCUUCUUCUACUCU